Messenger RNA from Cadophora gregata, 1226 nucleotides. RefSeq lists its product as uncharacterized. The record is from RefSeq and is a predicted model, not a curated record. The transcript has 10 exons. Gene Ontology annotation, molecular function: methyltransferase activity. Lineage: Eukaryota; Fungi; Ascomycota; Leotiomycetes; Helotiales; Ploettnerulaceae. The coding region runs from base 159 to 1172 and encodes 337 amino acids.
UUUUCCCGAGGAUAAGAACAGUACCCCUCUUUGUAGGAAUGUGCCGGAUUUUCUACAUUUCAUCAACAAACUUUUAGCUACGGGCGUACCUGCAUAUUGUUUUGAUUGCUGAUUUAGGUUUUGCUACUGGUUCUAGAAAAUUUAGCGGAGGAUAGAUAAUGGCGUCCCAGGAUCAGACAAUACAGGAGGAUGCUGGGCCACAACCGGUGGUUUUGGAUGUCGACUCUCAACCUAGCGACUCUGACUCUGCUAUGGGAUCAUCGCUAGAAUCCGACACCUCAUCCAUACGCUCUUCUCUCUAUGAAGGUGUCGAAGAGAACGGCAGGACAUAUCACAAGUACAAGCAAGGGCAAUACUAUCUUCCAAAUGAUGAGAUGGAACAGAAUAGACUUGAUCUUCAACACCAUCUCUUUAAUUUAACAUUUGACGGAAAGCUUGCACUUGCUCCCAUCUCAAACCCACAAAUGGUGCUCGAUAUCGGCACUGGAACGGGGCUUUGGGCUGUUGAUUUUGCCGAGAAGAAUCCAUCUGCAGUCGUAACUGGGACCGACUUGAGUGCGAUUCAACCUGACAUGGUCCCACCUAAUGUUCAGUUCCAAAUCAGUGAUGCUGAAGAUGAAUGGGACUUCUCCCAAAGGUUUGACUACAUCCACGGCCGCGCCCUAACAAUCUGCUUCCGGAAUCCCCUCACAGUCUUCAAAUCCGCCUACGAUAACCUUCUCCCAGGCGGCUACUUCGAGAUGCAAGACCUCUAUUUCCGACCGCACUCCGAUGAUGGUACACUGACAGGUACCGCUCUCGAAAAAUGGAACGCCAAGCUCAAAGACGGCGGUGCGACAAUGGGCAAAGAUUGGUGGUGUACUCCUAACUAUGCUCGCUGGUUCAAGGAAGCAGGGUUCGUGGAUGUAGUUGAGAAGAAGUUUUUCUGGCCGGGAAAUACGUGGCCGAAGGGACGGAAGCAGAAAGAGAUGGGAAUGACCAUGUUGGCUAAUUCGAUGGAGGGGGUGGAGGGGGCGACUCUGAAAAUGUUUACGGGUUUGUACGGGAUGAGUAUUGAAGAGGUGCAGGAGGUUGUUAGGGAUGUCAAGAGGGAUUUGUGUGAUAGGAGAAUCCACACGUAUUAUCCGCUCUACGUUGUUUACGGUCGGAAACCAUUGGAUGCACCCGAAUGAGGAUGAGCCAGUCGAAAUUACCAACUUGCAGUACAUUCCACAUAUGCUGUAGAA